Messenger RNA from Suillus fuscotomentosus, 1542 nucleotides. RefSeq lists its product as uncharacterized. The coding region runs from base 1 to 1542 and encodes 513 amino acids. NCBI's taxonomy places the organism in Eukaryota, Fungi, Basidiomycota, Agaricomycetes, Boletales, Suillaceae. The record is from RefSeq and is a predicted model, not a curated record. The transcript has 2 exons.
AUGCAUGCAGCCUUGCAAAAUCUUGAAGUAAUACACGUCGUCAGCUCGCAUACAGAACGUGUAACCCUUCCUGCACUUGCAUCCGCGUGUCGUGCAUUCCAGAGCCCAGCGCUCAACGUCCUUUGGAGGGAUUUACACUCCAUGGAGCCGCUUGUUAGAUGUUUACCAACAGACCUUUUCAGGCUAAGUUCGUAUGGGCAGGCAUUGCGGAAACCUCUUGACAACAAGAUGUGGGAUACUCUGGUCAAAUAUACAUUCCGUGUACGCUCCAUCACUGUAAAACAAACAAGCCACCCCUCGGCACUUAUUGUAUCCCUCAAUGUGAUAAUGCUGUCUUAUCCUUCAGCACCUGCGUCCUUGUUCCCAAACCUUUGUGAAUUAACAUGGUAUGCCGGUGGAUCUCACUUCGCUGCAGAGUUCCUGCGCAUGACUCUUGUACCCUCCCUACGGGUCUUGACCUUGCGGUUUGCCUCAGCUUCCUCGACUUUCCUCUCCGUCCUUUCGUCUCUUGGGACCUUGUGUCCUCACCUCCGAAGCAUGACCUUGAGAUAUCGUCCUACAACGGAAGACUCGUCCAGUAAACUUUCCCCUUUCAUCGCACAGCCUAUUUCCCAGCUUCACAAACUCCACACGUUGAUGCUAUGGGACCUAGCAAACACAGGCAUGGAUCACAUCAUGCAGCUUCAAGCCCUGCGGUCACUGGACUUGGACCUAAGGACAUCGUCAGUCGGGGAGAGGCAGUCACUUUUGCCAUUCCCUGGCUUUCAUCAUUUGCAUUAUUUGUGCCUUAGAUUUGGCGCAUUCGAGCGAGCCAUGGACCUCUUGAGUUCACUCCAAGUCAUCAGGAGCAAAGAAAUCAAGAUCGCCUUCGCGUCCUGUAUUGCGGAAUCCUCUGAAAGUCCAUCUAUGUCACUAUCACAGUUCCUUGCCAUCCUCCCAGAGAUAUGCGACAACAAGAAACUGCAACGCCUCAGCCUAAUGGGAUCGAAGGUCAUACACACAGAGUUGGCCGUCUUCACGCCAUUGUGCGCAUUCCGCAAUUUAAUUGUGUUACGGAUUGAGAGGGGGUGUUCCACGUCUAUUUCUGAUGGGGAGCUGUGCCAGAUGGUAGCAGCCCGGCCUAUGCUUCAAGUACUCAAAAUCAGCUGCUAUAUCGCAAUCGAUACUACUGCAGUGCCAAUGUUCCACGGGCUGCUAGGCGUGCUUCGACUCUGCCCCUUUCUGACUUCGCUCGCUCUUGCCAUUGAUACCACGAAACUGGAAGGCAUCAAUCUCAGAAGUCCCAGCGGUGAAAACCUUAACACAUAUCUCAAUGACCUCACCCUCGGCAAUUCAUUGAUAGCUUCCCCACUAAACGUAGCUCUCAUCCUCAGCGGUAUCUUUCCCUACCUCGAGCAGGUUGAUCUUGAUUGUUGGCACACGGCUCCGAUGAAUUCAUUCUGUUCAGCAAUCGACAAGAAUUCGGCGAUGGAGACAUGGGCGUCCGUCAAUAGCCUUCUUCAUGGUUUCAGGAUAGUAAGAGAGCGCAUCGUAGCUUCAUGA